AUUUCAGUACACCCAUAAAGUAGUAUUCACCAUCUUAGCUGACAUCUCAGAAACUAAAUUUAUUAUUACUAAGAUACCCAAGAAAAUGUAAGCAGACUUGCUGAAACUCUAUCCUGGCCAGGUCCCCCCCAAACUCCCUAAAAAAAAUUCUUGCAAUAAAAUAUAACAUACUUCCAUCUUUCGUGUUGACUUUUCCUAAACUGUCAUUAGACUCAACCCGGCAAUGUUACUACUAGGCCUCUGAGCUGCCGCUUCUCUUUUCCCGCUCCUUUGAGAUGACGACUUCCCAAAUCAAAAGACGGCGCACCGUCCAGCAAACCCUCCUGCGCCGGGCCUGCCAGACCCAAGGGUUUGACAAGAGCCAGGAUGCCGUUGAAUAUUCUGAUAGAAAUCAGAACGGAGAAACAGAUUCUAAAGUGGUCCUGUCAUCGGGGCCAACUCAGGAAAGGCCUUCAUCGCGCACGGUGGGUACGCUGCGAAGGGUUCCGGCAGCCGGCACUCCAGCACAGCCAGCUUCGGGGGAAAGGAAAACCGCCGGAAAAAUAACGGGUUGUGAGAAUCUAAGGAAAGCCUUAUCAUCCUCGAGGAAACCUAAGCCAAAUGAUUAUAAUCGAAAUGUAAGCGGACAGCGAUCAGGAUCCACUUCCAGGGGCAGUACAAGAUCUCGAAACAGCUCCUGUGCUUACCCGUCCAAAUGGCUGGUGAAUGUGAGUAGGGAGGAAGCUAUGGACCCCAAUUCCAAGGGAUCUCUAGACGAGAUCACCAAUUGCUCCCUUCUCAAUCAAACUCCCUACGAUCACAAUCUCAAUACACCCCUCAAGUUGGUUAACUCGUGUCAGUGCCCCAUGAAGAACAAGACCCGUCAAAGAAUUUACAAAUCCGCAAACGUUUCUGGGGCCCAAACGCCGGCACCGACCCAAAGUAGUAGCCGAAAUCACUCGUCAGGAGGUAGAACCAACCCCAGAAUUGGAUCCAGCCAGAGUAGCGGAGUCAGGCUGAAGUGCCGAGUCUACAGUGGUGAAGAGGACCGUCAGAAUGUAUGUCCGUCAAAAUCAAACAGUGAGAUCUCAAAUUCAUCCAAAUGUAAAUUAAAUUGUCCCGGAGUUACCUUUAAAAAUUAUGGGGGCUAUAGUCCCUCCGAAACGGAAUGUGAUACAACAGUGGAGAACAAUCAAUGUCAAUGCUCCAAUUCCUACUUAACAAAAAUAGAUAAGGUUAGCAAGCCACCAAAUAUGUAUGAGAAUCCUGAAGUAUGGAGCCUGGAAAUGUCCAGUGCAACGCAAAUACAGGAACAGAAAUGGGUCGAUGAAGAUGGCCACAGUGUUAUUGUGACUCUAUCGGAUUAUAACUCUACUGACGAAAGAAAGUCAAGUACUGAUCGAUGCACAUGCAAAUGUUGUUCAAAAAAACCGAGAAGAGACAGAGACAGUCAUUGCAAAUGCUCUUCAAAGACAACCAGGAGAAAAUGCCCCUCAAAAGAUGAAAAAGUUUAUAGGUGUUCCAGAAGAACUCGAGAUGCUAGCACAUCAUGGUCGAGGAAUUCGUCGCCAUUGGCUAGCAGCGAUUGCAGUGAAAAUGAUUAUAAAAGUUCUUGUAAAAUGCAUCAUGUCAAAAUUACGAAUCUUUGCUGUGAACGAAAAUCGCCAAAAGAAAAGAGUUGCCCUAAGAGGAAAACUUGCAGUGAUUAUGGAUAUAUCCCGACUGAAUGUAAAACCGAUACAACUAAAAACAAAAGACAGGACACAGAACACGGAAUAGGUGGGACCAGUAGAGAUUCCACCAACUGUCCCCACAGGUCAAGGCCUCCAGGUCAUUCUUAUACUAUGGAAUUUGGUCGGGGCUGUUAUAGAACCGGAAACUGUGAAAGAGAAGCAUGUGAAAUGGAGUACGAGUGUAAGCCCAGUGAAGCUAUUUCAAGUAGAAAAUGCACUGAAGCGGUUACCCAGACGUCAGAAAUAAUAAUGACAGAAAUAUGCUCGCCCAACCAUGUGCAAGGUUCCCUCGAAAAAAAUAGAUGCAGUCAAUUAUCAUCAAUACGAAAGCAAGCCAUGAAUACAUCAGUACAUCAUUGCACUAAGGGUACGUCCUGCGAAAGGGAAUUGAAUGUGCAAUAUUUGCAUCUAGAGAAAAAUGGCUCAGUAUCGUUAAAGCAAGAACAAUUUAAAUCAGAACAGAAAUCAAAACCAAAUCAACAAACCAAUUCUUUGAUAUUUGAAUCGAAUCAAAAGGAAAUCCAUUUGGGACGCGGCAAUUCUCUGAAUUCUGCGUGCCCACCGUGCAUGCAAGAAUUGCCUCCUUCGUGUCAUUCUUGCCAACAAGGAUUGUCGAAUUUAUACCAACAGCAUGAUUACCAUAAGCAAUAUGAGAACCUAUCGGAUCAGGAUAUUAAAAACUCUUCCAGUUCAACCGAGUCCAGCCACAAAGAGGCGAAAUAUUGCAAAUGUACAACCCGGAAUCAGUGUAAAAAAUCUCGGAAGUCAAGCAGUAAAUCUCGAAGUCGAAAUCGUUCUUCUAGUGCCAGGAGAAAUAGAACAGUUGAAGAAGAAGAUUGUUCCAAUGACACUUUAUACUAUACAAAGGGAACCAAAUCAUAUGAAUGCUGCAAUUGCAAAAUACUCGAUCAAAAGGAGGACCAAUGCGAUGUUAUUAAAAUUCUUUCUAUACUACAAAAAACUGUGGCUGGUUUGGAAAAUGAAAUUAGGAAGGGAAAGGGAAAGGGAUAUGAGAGUUGCAGGAGUUCAGGGAACGGAAGUCAACCAAAAAGGCUAAAAACCCCUGUCGAUUCAUGGGAGAAAUAUGGUCAAACUAUAAAUAUAGCUCACAAGUCAAGGUCGACUCCACUUUGCCAACAAGAAUUGUCUCCUUCGUGUCCACCUUGCCAAGACGAGGCAGCCACCUCGACUCCAACCUGCAAGCAAGAACUGUGUCCCUCACCUCCACCUUGCAAACAAGAUCAGUCUCUCACGUGUCCACCGUGCCAAGAAGAAUUGUCUCCCUCGACUCCACCUUGCCAAGAAGAAGUGUCGUCCUCAUGUCAAAAAGAGUCGGCAUCUAAUCAGCCUUUCCAGCAAGAACUGCCACCUGCAGGUCCACCUUGCCAACAAGGUUUAUUCCAACAGCAUAUUCAUCGGCCUGGUUUUCCUUCUCCAAAUCAAUUUUCCCAGGCAUAUAAUGAAGCUGUUCCUGUCACUUUUGAAGGACCAAUCAACCCAUAUCCGACUAAUAGUCCUUAUAAAAAUGAAAUGAAUCCAGCUGAUGUUUAUCUGGAAAGAAAGGAUCUGCCUUUAUUCUACAACUGGAAUCCACCUAAUCAAGAAAAUUUAAACAUAUCACAUAGAAACACUCCAGAUCUUGGAACAGCUAGUGGAUCGCCCAGAACAGAACCAAAUUACCCAAGUGCUAUACGGGAACGGAAGGCUCCACUGUAUCCAUCAAUAAAUGAUCCGGAAAGAAUACUUCUCAAUGCAGAUUGGUUUGGGAAUAAUCACCAAUCAGUUGUUGGUCCAGGAAAUCCCUUGACCAGAUCGAAACUAACAGAACGACGAUAUGGAAAAUGUUCAAUGAUUCAAAUAAGAAAUCAGAAUCCAAGCAAUCGAGGAAGAGUUACAUUCCAAGAACAUGACCAUGAGUUUUCCAGAUGUAGUAGAGCUGCUUCCAAUGAAAGUAUAGAUAGCAUUCAAUAUUGUUGCUGUUGUUGUGGAGAAAGGGAGACGGGUCUGGCCAAAAGGAGGCAUAAAUCACCUUGCAAAUGUCAGCAAUAUUCCCAAGAAGUCUAUUAUAAAGAUCCCGAAAUACGGAGUUGCUCUUCUAGCCGCACAAAAAGAAAUAGAAAAGAAAUUGAUUUUGAAGUUUGUGAACUUCCAGGAAGAUUAAAGAGAGCACCAAAGAUAACGAUUCUAUGCAAUAAUCCAAAUUGUCCAGGUAAAUUAAAGAGAGCUUUAGCCGUACCAUGCGAAAUAUCUGAUUCCCAAUGCAGUAUUGUUGUGGGAAGCAGUAUUGAACUUUGUGAGAAUCCCUAUUGCACCGAAAAUAGAAGAAAGCUGUGGCAGUGUGGUGGAUUAGAAAACUAUACUGAAUAUGAAAAGGAAGAAAAUAGUUUCGAGGAAGCUGCCACAGAUACAAGUCAUGAAGACCUUCCUAGUCGUCAAAGAGUUAUCUUUACCGAUGUGACUAACAAAAAAACCCGUUCAGACAGUGGACAAACCGAUAGGUUUGAUGACGAUUCAACAAAGUCCAGGAAACAUAUCAGCAAAAAAAGGUAUCAUCGAUAUGUACCUGUUGAUAAAAUGCCAAUUAACAUCGUCCCGGAAGUGCAGCCACUAAGCUGUACUAGAAACAGACAUAAUCCCUAUCUGAUAGCGAAUCCUCUUCUGAAUAGCUAUGACAAACAUAUUUUGAAUAAUUUUCAAAAAGACAAGAUAGAAAAAUCAAAAGAUCGGGAAUUUGUUAAAGUUGACUGUAGGCGCAAAACUCAGACUCCUCCAAGGGAUUACCAUUACAGUUAUUCAAAAAAAGCAGCAAAAGAAAAUGUCAGGAAAAGACCAAGCAGCCGCCAACCCCCAUCGUAUGAAUGCGACGAGUGCAAAUCUAUAACCAAAUCUUCAGCCUGUAGUUGUUCAAAAAAGUCGCCUAAAGAAAGAACUAAGCCAAACCAAAUGAUGAUUCGACCCCCAAGGGAAACCAAUUGCCUAGACAACCCAAGAUCUUCGCCAUCAACGACUAGUGAAUGUGAAUACCUUUGUUGUAAACAAAGGCAAAUACCUCGUUGUCAGCGGGUACAGCCUGUGGAUUGUUGUUGCAAUGCCUCUCAUAUAUUGGAAAAAGAAAGGCGACGAAAUUGUGAGCCAACUACAUCAAAAUCAAGUGGACUUACCUUAGUUAAGAGGAAAGAAAAACUACCUCCCCCAAAGAAAGAGGAGAAAUCGAAAAAAGAAAGGGGUAAAAAUGUUGAGCGAAACACCUCCAAAUCGAGUGGUUUCUUCUGCUUUAAGAAGAAAGAAAAGCUUCCUCCCCCAAAAAAUGCAGAGAAAUUGAAAAAAGAAACGGGUAAAAAUGUCGACCAAACUACAUCAAAAUCUAGUGUUUUUUUCUGCUUUAAGAAGAAAGAACAGCCGCCUCCUCCUAAGAGUUCGGAGGGUUCUUCAAAAAAGGAUAAAAAAGAUUCACAAAGUCCAAGAACUAAUUCAAAAUCGAGUGUACUUCUCUGCUUUAAAAAGAAAGAAAAAAAUCCCUCUCAAAGUGAGAAUUAUGACAAAAAAGAAAGACGUAGAAAUGUUAAAAAAGAAAAGGAUUCGCAAAGUGAGGAAACAAAAUCAAAAUCGAGUGGGCUUCUCUGCUUUAAGAAGAAAGAAAAACCUCCCCCCGAGCAAAGUGAGAAUUAUGGCAAAAAAGAAAGACACAAAAAUUUUAAAAAUGAAAAGGAUUCACAAAGUCAAAAACCUAAAUCAAAAUCAAGUGGACUUUUCUGUUUUAAGAAUAAAGAAAAACAUCCUGCGCCUAAAAGUGAUGCGAAAGAUUCACAAAAAGAAAGACACCGAAAUUUUGAAAAUGAAAAUGAAUCACAAUGCGAAGAAACUAAAUCAAAAUCGAGCGGACUGGUUUGUUUUAAGAAGAAAAAGAAACCUGAGCAGAUUUGCUGCAAGGAAGAAAUAGGUAAAUAUGUUGAAAAAGAAACUGAGCCAUCAAAGGAAUGUGAGAAAAGGCCAUCCUGGUCAACAGAAUUCCUAGUCUGCAGGCGAAAUUCCAGAAAAAAAGAUAAAAAUGUGAUUCAACAAUGCGAAGAUACAUCAGAAAAGCCGGAAAAAACUAAGAAGCCCUCAUUGCCCAAAUAUUUUAGUUGCUUUAGAGGGCCAAAGACUCAAAAAGAAGGAAACCGAACUGAAGAAUGCUCUUGCUGUGAGGACCAACCAAACCAUCCGUGUGGCCAGGAACAGCACGCCAAUGAAGAAGUUAAAGUCCUAUACGACUCCAGUUACCGUUUCAACCAGGAAAGCUGUAGUUGUGUUGAAAUUAAACAAAUCACAUAUUGCUAUAAUAGUCCCCAAGAAGUUGGAGCGCAGGAGAAGUCGGCAUCGUCUAGAUUGGGGAACAAGGACAGGCAAAAUGAAUGUGCCAAUGGAUUCUACAAAAUUGUGCAAUAACUAUGAUUGAGAAUUUCAACGAAUGCUGAUGCAAAUACUUUGUUAAAGUUC
Messenger RNA from Drosophila kikkawai, 6191 nucleotides. RefSeq lists its product as uncharacterized. The record is from RefSeq and is a predicted model, not a curated record. Lineage: Eukaryota; Metazoa; Arthropoda; Insecta; Diptera; Drosophilidae.